AUGAAGUUUAUCUUCUGUUUGAGUGUCCUUGUUGGGACAUUCUCCUCCGCUCACUCAUCUGUGCAGAAAGAAGACAAUGCUCCCUAUUUGGUGUACCUCAGGUCUCAGUUCAACCCCUGUGUGGGUGUCCUCAUCAAAAAAGACUGGGUGCUGGCCCCAGCUCACUGCUACUUACCAAAUCUGAAAGUGAUGCUGGGAAAUUUCCGGAUCAGAGUCAGAGAUGGGACAGAGCAGACAAUUAGCCCCAUCAAUAUCAUCCGCUACUGGAACUAUUCCGACAGCUACCCCCAGGAUGACCUCAUGCUCAUUAAGCUGGGCAAGCCAGCCAACUUCAGCCACAAAGUCCAGACCCUCAGCCUGGCCACCAGCAAUGUCCAGCCAGGCACCGUGUGUCUGCUUUCAGGCCUGGACUGGAGCAGAGAAAACAGUGGCAGGCACCCUGACCUCAGGCAGAACCUGGAGGCCCCUGUGAUGUCCGACAAAGACUGCCAGAAAACCGAGCAAGGGAAAAGCCACCGCAACUCCUUAUGUCUGAAGUUUGUCAAAGUGUUCGGCCGGAUUUUUGGGGAAGUGGCUGUCGCCACUGUCAUCUGCAAAAACAAGCUCCAGGGGAUUGAGGUCGGACACUUCCUGGGUGGCGACGUAGGCAUCUAUACCAAUGUUUACAAGUACCUGUCCUGGAUUGAGAGCGUCACUAAAGACAGGCAUGACUAA
Molecule: messenger RNA, 714 nt
Organism: Miniopterus natalensis
Lineage: Eukaryota; Metazoa; Chordata; Mammalia; Chiroptera; Miniopteridae
Gene: PRSS37
Product: serine protease 37
Biological process (GO): positive regulation of acrosome reaction; proteolysis
Cellular component (GO): acrosomal vesicle
Molecular function (GO): serine-type endopeptidase activity
Source: RefSeq, a predicted model, not a curated record